Aspergillus thermomutatus is the source of this 201-nucleotide messenger RNA. RefSeq lists its product as uncharacterized. Gene Ontology annotation, molecular function: nucleoside triphosphate diphosphatase activity. The annotation marks the transcript as partial. The record is from RefSeq and is a predicted model, not a curated record. The transcript has a single exon. NCBI's taxonomy places the organism in Eukaryota, Fungi, Ascomycota, Eurotiomycetes, Eurotiales, Aspergillaceae.
GGGGCGGAUAAAGCCGGGGGGUAUGGGUUGCAGGGGCUGGGCUCGAUUCUUGUUGAGAGUAUCUCUGGGAGCUGGGAUAAUGUGGUUGGGUUGCCGUUGAAAGCGGCGUUGAAGUUGAUUGAGAAGGUGGUGGCCAAGGCGGAUGAUGAGGAUGAGGAUGAUUUGUUGGAGGAUGAGGAGGAGGAGGAGGAGGAGGAGUAA